AUGGCCUGUUUGAAAAGCAUAUUCUCUGAGAAGAAGGCCUUAAAGGAAGAUAAAACUGUAAUGCUGACCAAGAAAUGCAGUGCACUGGUGCAGAAGAAGCUACCUCAGAAGCUGCCAGAUCUUGGGAGUUUCCUGAUUCCCUGCACCAUAGGAACCAUUACAUUUGAAAAGGCACUAUGCGACCUUGGAUCAAGCAUAAAUUUGAUGUCUCUCUCUGUGAUGAAGAACCUGGAGAUCCAAGAGGCGCAGCCCACAAGGAUCUCACUGGAGAUGGUGGACAAGUCCCUAAAGAGGGCAUACGGAUUGGUGGAGAACGUUCUAGUAAAUAUUGAAGACCUUUACCCCCCUGCAGACUUUGUGAUACUUGAUAUGGAAGAGGAGAAGGAUGACUCCGUCAUCCUAAGAAGGCCAUUCCUAGAAACUGGGAGAGCUUUGAUUGAUGUGGACAGAGGAGAAUGA
This is a messenger RNA of Arachis stenosperma, 459 nucleotides long. RefSeq lists its product as uncharacterized. The coding region runs from base 1 to 459 and encodes 152 amino acids. The transcript has a single exon. The record is from RefSeq and is a predicted model, not a curated record. NCBI's taxonomy places the organism in Eukaryota, Viridiplantae, Streptophyta, Magnoliopsida, Fabales, Fabaceae.